GUGGCACGUCGUUAGUUAGUUGGAGGCAAAGGUUCCGAUGAGACUGUUUAUAGUGCUGAGUGUUUGCGUGGCUCUAGCUUCGGCCGGUUACGGCGGUGGCGGUGGAGGCGGUCACGCAUCGGCUUCGUCUUCGGCAUCGGCCUCGGCUGGAUCCAUAGCGGGCGGCGACGGUGGCGGCAAAUUUGGAGGUGGCGGUGGCCCAGUAUUUGGCGGUGGAAGUCUUGGAGGUCCAUUUGGCGGAGGCGGAGGUGGUGGCCAGCACGGCGGCGGUGGAGGUGGAUUUGGUGGAGACUUUGGCGCAGGCGGAGGAUCUGGCGCAUCUUCAGUGGCUGGCUCUAAUGCAGUGGGUGAAGCCGGUGGCCAUGGCGGUGGUGGUGGAGGAGACCUAUUUGGAGGAGGAGGAUCACUCGGCGGAGGUGGUGGACACGGAUCGAUUGGAGGAGGUGGUGGACACGGAUCCAGCGGAGGAGGUGGUGGUGGACACGGUUCUAGCGGAGGAGGUGGAGGACACGGAGCCGGCGGAGAAGGCGGAUUCAUAGGAGGUGGUGGAAUUGGCGGCGGAAUUGGAGGAGGCGGUGGACAUGGCAGUGGAGGAGGCGCCGGACAUGGCAGUGGAGGAGGCGGCGGAAGCGGUGGACAUGGCUUUGGAGGCGGCGGCAGUUCUGCUGGAUCAGGCGGUGGACUGUUCGGAGGUGGACACGGAUCUGGCAAGCCUGGCGGUGGCUUCGGCGGAGGUCACAUUGGAGGAGGCCCAGGCUUUGGCGGUGGCGGAAUCGGCAUUGGACAUGGAUCAGGCAUUGGCGGUGGCCACAGUCAUGGCGGUGGUCUUGGCGGUCCCUUCGCUGGAGGCUUUAGUGGUGGUUAUGGCGGCGGCGGCAAAGGAGGCGGAUACGGCGGCGGCGGCAGCGGUGGUGCCGGCGGUGGAGGAGGAGGCGGCUAUGGCAAGGGAGGAGCUCACUCAAGCGCUUCUUCCGCAGCUUCGGCGACAGCAUCUGCCGGCAGCGGUGGCGGCUAUCACGGCUAACAAGCCAUAGGUCUACGCACACUUUUCUCUAAUUUAUAAACAGUUUUGAACAAGACUUCAAUAAAGAUUUCAAGCGACAAGCGAGAACUAUCA
Messenger RNA from Drosophila subobscura, 1117 nucleotides. Its product is annotated as glycine-rich cell wall structural protein 1.8. The coding region runs from base 38 to 1024 and encodes 328 amino acids. The transcript has 3 exons. The record is from RefSeq and is a predicted model, not a curated record. NCBI's taxonomy places the organism in Eukaryota, Metazoa, Arthropoda, Insecta, Diptera, Drosophilidae.